Messenger RNA from Branchiostoma floridae (Florida lancelet), 1567 nucleotides. RefSeq names its product semaphorin-5A-like. The record is from RefSeq and is a predicted model, not a curated record. Lineage: Eukaryota; Metazoa; Chordata; Leptocardii; Amphioxiformes; Branchiostomatidae. The transcript is spliced from 5 exons. The coding region runs from base 1 to 813 and encodes 270 amino acids.
AUGAGUAAUGUAACAGUUUUCACGAUUCUCCCAGCCAUCAGUGCGUGGUCGCUGUGGUCGCCGUGGUCCCAGUGUAUGGAAACGUGCGGACACCCAACCAACACACGGGUCCGGGUCUGCACACACCCGGAGAGCGGUAUGAGGUGUGACGGGCCCUCCGUGGAACAAGGGACCUGUACGGGACUUCCGCCGUGUCCAGUGAACGGAGAGUGGACGGUGUGGUCUCCCUGGGCGCCCUGCACCGCGCCCUGCGGGGGCACCAGGCAGCGGGCCCGCACGUGCGACAACCCCGCCCCGGCGCACGGCGGCCGCUUCUGCGAGGGAAACCUCUACCAGAGCGAGAUGUGCAAGCAACGACCAGCAUGUGCAGUUGAUGGUGGCUGGACACAGUGGGGUGCUUGGUCAGCUUGUUCCGUGACAUGUUCGGUGGGAAGGAGAGUCCGAAGACGGUCGUGCACCAACCCCGCACCCCGGUACAGCGGGCGGCAAUGUGCAGGUGCCGACGCAGAGCAGCAGAAGUGCGGGGAACACAACCCGGAGUGUUACGGGGCCGAUAAGGAGUCCCUCGGAGCUGUUAACAGUGUGUGGGGAGAGUGGAGUGAGUGGAGUGAGUGUAGCAACACGUGUGGUGUCGGCAAGAGGUACCGCCGGCGACAGUGCGGUAGACGCGACGGACAGGCUUGUUCCGGAGAGAGUGUAGAGCAGCAGCCCUGUAUGGUGGAGGCCUGCACAGCUGAAGUUGAAAAGGUCGGACAACACACAGGUCAUCAACACAGAUGGCAAGAAGGAGCCCAAACGAGGAGGCAUCCAUAGCGAUGUAUAUAGUAACAAUAACUGUUAUUUUAGUAAGCCAUUAACUUUAUGUAUGAGAAGUACAUGCACAUUUGAUUUUUACAUUUCCCUAGAGGAGAAAAAUACUUGUGCUUUUUGCUGAUAUAUGCAACUAGUUACUUUUCAUAAAAUUACUAUGAAUGUCAUAGUUGUAAUAAAACUCAAAACUGCAAAAUGUUUUAAUGCAAAUGAUCGUAAUUUCUUACCCUCUCACUCAAAUUUGGGUCAGCAUAUGUCAUAGAACACCCAUAGGACAUAGUUCACGUGGCCUUAUGACCUGGUUAGUCAACUUUUUAUCGUUUUGGACCUGGGGCCUACACAAUAAACCUUGGGGGGCUCUGCUAAAUGGUAAAUGGUCUGAGGUUUCCACUUUUGUGGGCACUGCCUCUGACAAGCUGUCAAUCAAUCAUAAAAAAACAUUCACUUAAAAUUCAUUUACAUGAUUGUCUGACAGCUGGUUAGAGGACAUACCCACAAAAGAGGACACUUUCGCGCAGCAAGGGAGAAUGAGGAAAAUAAUGACAACUCGGAAGAUAAAAUACCUAGAGUUUAUCUUCUGUGAAUGGAGAAAUCUAAUACAUAAUCUGAAUAAAACAGUACAUACUGAAGACAGCAAUUUUUUGUAUAAUUAACUUUUAAUAUGGCAUCUGUCAGUUUUCAUGAUGCAAAAUAAAUUUAGCUUUGCUUCUCUUAGCAUUUUUUGUCUAUAUACAUAAAUGUAUAUACAGACAGUGUA